This is a messenger RNA of Ceutorhynchus assimilis (cabbage seed weevil), 988 nucleotides long. Lineage: Eukaryota; Metazoa; Arthropoda; Insecta; Coleoptera; Curculionidae. The record is from the annotation of a GenBank genome assembly.
CAAAUUUGUGCAAGUCGCCCAAGUUACCAAGCGAAAAUAUUUUUGAGGUUAGAUCUGUUACUCCUGUUUGCUUUUUGAUUUUCAGUUCUUUCGAAGUGAUAAACAGGAAAAUAAUCCAAGUUUUCAAAAAUGUCUGCAAGAUACGAUCGUGCCAUUACCGUAUUCUCACCAGACGGUCAUUUAUUGCAAGUGGAAUACGCACAGGAAGCUGUGAGAAAAGGAUCAACUGCUGUUGGUGUUCGUGGAACUAACACAGUAGUCCUAGGCGUUGAGAAGAAAUCUGUCGCAAAACUUCAAGAAGAACGUACAGUGAGAAAAAUAUGCCUUCUAGAUGAACACGUAGUUAUGGCAUUUGCUGGACUAACUGCUGAUGCUAGGAUUUUGAUUAAUCGUGCUCAAAUCGAGUGCCAGAGCCAUAAGCUCACUGUUGAAGAUCCUGUAACUUUGGAGUAUAUCACUAGAUACAUUGCCAGUUUGAAACAAAAAUACACUCAAAGUAAUGGUAGAAGGCCUUUUGGGAUAUCUUGCCUAAUUGGUGGGUUUGAUGACGAUGGUACCCCUCAUUUAUACCAAACAGAACCCUCUGGAAUUUAUUAUGAAUGGAAAGCCAACGCUACUGGCAGAUCUGCCAAGACUGUUAGAGAAUUCUUGGAAAAAUAUUACACCAAUGAGGAAAUAGCAACUGAAAGAGGUACUAUAAAGUUAGCCAUUCGUGCUUUACUCGAAGUAGUUCAAUCCGGUCAGAAAAAUCUUGAAAUUGCUGUAAUGCGCCAUAAUGAGCCAAUGCAAAUGCUUGAUGCUGAAACCAUAGAAAAAUAUGUUACGGAAAUUGAGAAAGAAAAGGAAGAAGAGGCUGAAAAAAAGAAGGCAAAGAAGUAAAGUAUUUUCUUUUGUGGUGGACAUUUAUGAUUUUUUGAAGUAACUUUUUUCUUAUAAUAAUUAUAAUUGAGGUUAAGUGAUUAAUAUAAGGCGUUUUGCUAAAAAGAAU